CGGCGGCGGCGGCGGCGGCGGCGGCGGCGGCUCUUAGCCGAGUUUUGCCUCCGCGUCCCCGCCAGCCCCGAGCCCGCGGGGGCAGACGGUCCGUCCCGGCGUGCGAGAGGAUGGUGAUCCGCGUGUUCAUCGCCUCCUCCUCGGGUUUCGUGGCGAUAAAGAAGAAGCAGCAGGAUGUGGUUAGAUUUCUGGAAGCCAACAAGAUAGAGUUUGAGGAGGUGGAUAUCACAAUGUCAGAAGAACAGAGACAAUGGAUGUACAAAAACAUUCCCCCAGAAAAGAAGCCUGCUCAGGGCAACCCUCUGCCGCCUCAGAUAUUUAAUGGUGACCGAUACUGUGGAGAUUAUGACAGUUUUUUUGAAGCAAAGGAAAGCAACACGGUCUAUUCAUUCUUAGGCCUGAAACCACGAUUGGCAUCAAAGGCAGAACCUUAGAGAAGACAAGUGGAAGAUAACGGAGAUGCAUUUUGGAGUGCCCCCUGGUACUCAGCACACACCUGCUUACCUAAUGCGUCACUGUGACUAAAGCCACGUGCAUCAUCAGUAACUUUGCUUGCCAUGGAAAAGGUGUUUUUGGAAGACAUGGGUAUAAUGGGAUUGCAUGAUUGCUUUAAACCAAAUCAGGACUGUGGUGGUUUUUUUCUUAUUUUCAGGGUUGCCUGCAGUUGCCUCAUUCACCUGGAGGUACUCUAACCUGUUACAGGUGUGCUUCCUUAACGACUAAAAGAUAAAUGGGUAGCACCAUUGGAAGGAAAAUGUUGGAUCUGCCCUAGGUUGUAGCUGAUGCCAGUAUUGCUCAGACCUGCCUCUCUUUAAGCGGCCUGGGUUGUAUCCUUGAAAUUAGUUUGCCAGACUCUUAGAAUCUUUUGAUCAGACAGAAAAAAAAGCAAUGCUGGUUGACAAAGGGCUGAAGAUUUUUGCUGCAAAAGUCACAACCAUCACUAUUCUAGUGCUUUGUAAUAGCACCUGUAGAAAAAGAUGCUCCAGCCUCCUUUGGCGGUGGACACUCUUAUUUCCAUAAAUCCUCCAGACUCCUACAGAUGUUUCCAAAAACCACUGUCGCAACAUGUGUGAUCAGGACCAAGUUACAGGGUUAAAAAUAGUUGGUGUUUUGGAAAAGAAAGCGUUCUUCAUCUCUUGCAAGGGAAAAGUUUCAUUUAAAUGUAAAAGACAGCGUAAAAGGUAUAUUUUAGGAGGUGAACUAAUUAGAUAGUAAAUUUAGAGGGAAAUGAUCUGACUCCUAUCUGAAGGGAUUUUCAGCUCUAGCAACUUAUUUAUGCACAAGUAACAUAUUUUUAAAUGCAGCUUCCCUAACAGGUGCUUAUUCUAUUUUGUGAAUGGAUUAUAUAUAUAUAUAUUUUUUUUUUUUUGAGAAAGGAAGAUCUUGGUUAGAUAUCUUUUGUGAGCCCUUGAUGAGGCAUAUGAAAAGAUACUAAUAUUGGGGUACAGUUUCAUUUUUUUCCUCGGUUGCUUUUCACCGGACCUCUAACAGCUUGCUCUUAUUUCUGGCCAAUGUACAGUCCCAGAUUUUUCAGAGUACUGCAGAUACAUGUUCCCAUUCUAUACAUGGAUACCAGUGAGCUUUCAGAGCAGUGUAUUUGAGAAAGGGGCUGUCAGAGAAUAUCUCUGAAUUGUACUUGGCACGCAGAAUCUCUACUCCCUUUGGACCAGAUGCUGAACAUGUCGACUUCCUUCAGGCAGAGACUACUUUUCUCCAUCCUUGUCCCUGCUUAUGGUCUUUAGAGUUUGUAGUUGCCAUACAUAAACAGUCUUGAAUAGGAUAAAUUCUUAGAGGGUUGCCUAGAAUAUUCUGCUUUUCUCAGCAUCUUGAUGCUGGACCUGCCGUUCAGAUGCUGAGCGGGAUGUAAGAAAUUGAAAGGACAUAAGAAUGAAAGCCCUGUCCCCUGUGUUCUCUCACCCUCCACUAAGUAAAUGCCGACCGCUCUGAAGGACUGGUCGAAUGCGGGCGCUGAAAUCCCAGCCUGAGAUUUGCAGCCCAGGACUACAACCAGAAGAAGAACAUGCCACAGAUUUCAACUUGACUGGAACCGAUACAUGAUCCACAGUUUUCUCUCCAAGGAGAGCUGUUGUGAAAUCAUGGGUAUUACUGCUUAGUUGGCAUUAAAUAAGAUCCAGGUCAAAUUCCAUUUGAGAAAUCCCAGGGACUAUCCAGGAAACUUUUAUUUUGAACUGGAUAUUGUGUUUGAGUAAAUGUGUCUUCUGAUAAGACUUAGAAUUUCAUUUGCAGAUACAACAAUUUUAAAAAUUUAAUGCUACAGUGAUCUAACUUACAUUUAAUCUGCUCUUGCUGAUGAGCACCAAGAGCCAACUUGGUAAGAUUGAGGCCUUGCAAGUUAAAUUCUGGGGUUGGGGGAUCAACAUGAUACUUGCUAGACAAAGAUAGCUGUUCAGAUUUGUUCAUCUUAAAGCUUUUGCAUUACUGUGGUUAUCGCAGGACCAGAAUGGUUCUUCUAAACAGACUAGAUGGAUGAUUUUGCUAAAUUGCUACCAGUCACACAUCGUCGACAUCGUCUUCCCCUCUGCUCAUUAUUAUUAUUAUCAUUAUUUUAAAAUCAGCAUAGAAAGAGGAGAGACCAGCCCUGGCUGGUACUGUGCUUGUUAUGAGCGAGGUAGAAGCACACUAUGUGGCAUUUGCUGCAAUACCCAGGCUCUGCAGAGUACUGACAUUUUGCCCUCUGGGAACACAUUGUGUUUAGAGAAUGCUGUCUCUUUUCCUUGUACUGUUUUACCAGCUAAAUUCCAAACAUGUAAUGAUUUCCUGUUCCUUUCUUUAACUAGCUGCCUUUAGAUUUGAAUAUUCACAGUCUUAAAAACCUAGGAAAGAACUAGGUGGGAGUUACAGAUGUAGAUGUAAUAUCAAAGGCAUUUCAUGACAGAAUUUUUAUUUCCUGUAGUAGGCUUAUUGGGACAAAGGAAAUGUGCUGCUAAAAAUAAAAUUAUGCCAGUUUAAAAUUAGAUAAAAUACAGAGUGCCAUCCUGCUAGGUAUAUGCAGACCAAAAGAAAAUUUAGUUGGGGAAAUACUUAUUUUUCCAAAUUCUGGUGUUCUGUUAAAAUCAAAGAGGAGAAAAGGAAGAUUUUUUUCUCUCUCAGGCUCUAAUAUAUUUUAGAUUUGUUUCUGUUUCAUAGAUUUCCUCCAGACACCUAGCUGUUUUUGUAUUACAUGAAUUUAAAAAUGAACUAAAUUUAUUUUUGUCUUCUGUUAUUGAAAGGUACCAAAGCCUCUUUCUGUUUGUUUUUUUUUUUUAAUUUGAUUUUGCUAUGUAGGGUUUUGCUUUUUCUAGAAAUACUUUUCAUUUAACAGCAUUUCUUAAGUGUCAGGGCCCACUUUGAUGUGCACAAUUGUUUUUAGAUUUCAGUGUGUAUGCGUUUGUCUCUAAAGGUACUGGUGCAAUCUCAGAUUUUAUAUUCAGCAUUAAAGAGAAAUAAAUUCCAGAAAACACAUAGUCUGAAAAUGGAGUGUUUGUUCCCUACCAUAUCUUAAUACCUUUUCUAAUUUUAGUUCUGUGUUUGCUUGAAACCUUCCUGUUUAGUUGGGAUGUUAUACUUAUACUCCCACUCAUGAAUCUCAUACCCGAAUGCUGCAGAUUAGUUGUAAAAACGCGGACGGAUCAUUUGCCCAUUAGAGGAGACAAACAUGUAUGUGGUCCUGUGUUGCAUGUGUGUUGGAGGUGAUCACAGAAUGCUCUCAGGCAGUGACCAGGGCCAAGGAAGCAUUAAAUCUCUGGUUCCCUUCGUGGGUUCCAAUAGAUGAUUGUGGUUUCCUGAGUACACCGAAGCCAUGGACUGGUGGAUUUGUUCCCUUAAUUGGGUGCAAAAACCCAAGUACAGUGUAGCUGCCACCCUUAGAUAGCAGGGCCCCCCUUGAGGCAGCCCUCUCUGAAAACAGAAGACACUUCUGAAGGCAGAGUCGGAGGCUGAUCUUGUCACUGAACUAUUUCAGACCUUAAACACCAAGACCGAAGGAGGGUAAAGGAGGAGAUAAAAGAGAACAGGCUGUAAGUCUGAAGGAAAUGUGCUAAAUUGUGAAACCAAACAAGCCAGGUAAUCACUGCCCACUUAUACCCCAGAUUUUCAGUUUUCCUAGUUCUUCUAGAAAUGCAGGUCAGGUUGGUUUGGUCAUCCUUUCAAUAAGCAUGUGUUGAGCUCCUGGAAUGUAAUGGGUACUGUCUGAGCAGGACAGCAGUCUCUAUCCUGAAGAAGGAGAAAAACAGAAUCAGGGGCAGCAGUUACUGCUGAGUGAUGAAUGAUAGAGUUGAGGUCAGUUCGUGGCGCUCCGUUCGUCAUCCGGAGAGACGUUAUGUGUAAUCUUUGUUUGUUACAACCCUUCCAGGCUUUAAAAUUAUUUCAUGCAAUGGAAUAUAUAUGCAUACAUCUAUACACACACACUAAAAUAUAAAGAGUAAUAAACCCCUGUGUGCCUGCCACCAGCUCAUUGCCUUUUCUUUGAGGCACUGAGUGCUCUUCUUGGGCCCUCUCCCAUCCCUGUCUGAGAGUAGGAGCCCCUCUCCUGAACUCUGUGGAUCAUAGCCUUUCUCUCCUUUAUCAUUUUACCUCCUUUAUCAUAUGUACUUUAAAUAAUAAUAAUAAGUGGCAUAUAAACUGUAUUCUUCUGUCACUUUAUGUUCAUUGCAGUUGGGCAUUAUCAUUUUGUAACAAAUGUCCUGGUUUAUUUUCAUGGCUAAGUACUACUUCAUUGUAUGGCUGUAUCACAGUUUUUCCCUUCUCCUGUCGCUGGAUAUUGAACUGCAUCUUUCUUUGAAAUAGAAAAAGGCAGUGUUGCUAUGAACAUUCUUUUAUAUGACUUCUGGUGCACAUAACCAAGACUGGAUGUAUACCUUGAAUAGAACUGCUGUGUCGUACAAUAAAGCACAUUAUCAACUCUUAACAGAUAAGGCCAAAUUGUUUUCCAAAGUCAUGGUACCAGCUUACAGUUUAACUGGUAUCCUAGAAUUUUCAGUACUCUAGAUCCUCGCCAACGUUCGGGAUCAUCAGAAUCAAAUUUUUGCCAAGCCGAAAAAUGUAAAAUGGUAUCUCAUUGUGGUUUCAUUUUGCACAUAUUUGAUUACUAAUAAAUUGAACAUGUUUUAUUAUGGUAAUUCCUAA
Callorhinus ursinus (northern fur seal) is the source of this 5124-nucleotide messenger RNA. Lineage: Eukaryota; Metazoa; Chordata; Mammalia; Carnivora; Otariidae. The record is from RefSeq and is a predicted model, not a curated record.